AUGUCCGUUCACGGGAGGGAUCCCAAAAAGAGGCAACUAAGGCUGAUAUCGGUUGCAUUCAAAGAAGCAUCAAUUGAUUCUCCUUCCUUUCGUGCAUCCGUGAAUUUCUUCCAAACCAGGGUAGAUGCAUUGGAAGAUUGGAUAGAGAAGACCGUGGACUUUUUCGAUCAAAAAUAUAAAGUCUCAUUUGAAGAUUUUCGAAGGGCAAAAGAAACUCUCCUAUCUCAGUUGUUACCUUCUCCUGCCUUGCUGAGUAACGGCUUUGUCAGUAAUCAAUCGUUUACACCCAGACUGAUAGAUAGCUUCAACAAGGACUACUAUGACUUUUCUAUGAAAUUGCUGCAAAUUGUAAAGGGUGACGAUUCUAGCCACUCAACCGCAUUAUUAGAACUUAUGACUAAUGCAAUUGAACCCUACAGAAAUGUGAGAAAAAAUUUCGAUUUUUACCAAGGUAAAUAUGACAGCAUGCUGGCAUCUUAUCAGGCCAUACGAGUUUCUAAGACCAGUUUGGAGCCCUCUUCAAUCAAAAGUGAUGCUUUGCAACUAUUUGAAGUGCAAAAAAGUUACCUUAAAGCGUCUCUAGAUCUCAUAAGUGCUAUAUCAGAAGUAAAAUUAAGCUUGGACAAAUUCAUACUGGAUUCAAUGAAGGUAUUAAAAGGCAGAAGCAUUUUUAUAACAAAAGAUACUGGGAGGAAAAUUGAUUUGUCUCCCUGCAUUAAUGAGUACUUGGACAAUUACUCGAUAUGGGUAGAAAAUUCUAUUGAAGGCUCUAAGGUUUUGGAUUCUGAUAUCAGUAAUGCAAAAAAGCAAGCAUAUAAAUAUACUUUGAAACGAAUUACGCCGUCAAAUGAUACGAGUGAUUACAAUAUAAGAUCGAUACAUUCUUCGAAGCUGCUAUCGAAAGAUACGCAGGUGCCUCUAAAAUCACCUGAAAAAUCUGGGUGGCUUUAUAUGAAGACACAGGUAGGAAAGCCCACUAGGGAGAUAUGGGUGAGAAGAUGGUGUUUCUUGAAAAACGCAGUAUUUGGUAUGUUCCUUUUGUCGCCAUCGAAGACUUACGUCGAGGAAACCGAUAAGUUUGGUGUCUUCCUUACCAAUGUGCGUUACGACCCAGAAGAAGAUCGAAAAUUUUGUUUUGAAGUGAAAAUAUUUGGCAAUAAAGUAACAGAAUCUCAUGAUAAUAUGUCAAAAGAUAUCACGUUGGUUUUUCAAACUUCCGAUUUUCGGGACUUGAAAUCAUGGCUAGUAGCUUUUGAAAUGACAAAGAAGUAUGUUAUGAAUAUACGGCAUGAUAGUCUUGAAUAUGAGCUGGCGUUUAAACGAUUUUCCCCGAAAUUUUUUGAGUUUGCCUCUAGUACAACCACCUCCAUAGAUCAAUUGAUAACAACGUUUGACAAAGAAACCGAGUCUCUAUAUGAAACAUUAAACUGCUCAAUAUCUGAGUAUGAUAUUUUGACUUUAGGAGAGGAGAAAGUGUUUCAAUUUCAAAUGCCAACAACACCAAUAUCUACAAAAAUGACACAGCUAGCUAUUCUGUCUAAUUUCCUUACAAAGGGCAGCUGGUUCCCCAAUGCUGUUCUUGCAAAUAUAUGGGGCACGACGGAUUGGAGUGAAUAUACUAUAUUACCAGGAAAGGGGAAGAAACCUUCCUCCUUAUUAACAAUUGAUGGCAAAAGGCUUCCAAUACGGAACUCCACCGUAUACCCUCAAUAUUAUUCUAACGAAUUAAAAGUUCUUGAUCUGCAGUUCAAGUCACUAGUGUUUUCUCCAGACCAAAGACUGGAGAAGCUGCCGGAGGAGCUUUUACUUUUCAAAUUUGAAGCAUUUUGGUGUCCCAACAAGAAGCAAAAAUUCUCAGCAACUUGUUUUUGCACAAAAGACUUUAUUUAUUGCUACAUGAAUUCUAUGGAAUUUAUUUGUCUAACAAAGAUCAGCUUAUCUGAAAUAGUUUCUGUAGAAGCAGACAGGUCCUCAAAAAAGACUCUAAAACUUUAUGAUGCCAGCGGUCUACAAAUGAAAGCUAUUGUAUUAUUUUCUGACUAUAAGCUUAUUGCAUCUAAGCUGCAGUAUCUUUUAGAGAACAAGGCCAUAAAAAACCCAAAGAGUAACGAGGAAAUUUUAGUGAAGUUUGAACAGAUGGAGAAAGAAUUUCAAGAAAAAAAACAAGAAGAAUUAUAUAAGGUAGAACAGGAAAAUUCUUUUGAUCAUAAGGCAAUGACUAGCAUAUCCAAAAUCAUCAAAUCACGUGUAACAUUUUGGGAGAUGCCCGAUGAUACAUCUUCUUUAUUAAACAGACUCAAAAAACUUCAAACAGAGUACACGAUCACGUACAACCAUGAAUAUGAUAUUUCUAGUAAAGGACUGGCCCACAUAUUAUUUGGAGAUAAAUCUAAUGCUUUUCCAAAAUGCCUGUUUUUAGCAAGAAAAGAUGGGAAAGAACACGUCAAAUCGUUUUGGUACAAAAGCAAAGACACUAAAGGAAAACUACAAUUAGUUCGGAAGGUACCCUUUCGAUUAGAUAUGACCGGUAAUUUUUUAAAUACUGGAAAAUAUCAUAGAGAUAAAGAAUCCAAAAUGAUCUUUGCUACGCAGAGGAUUAUCAAAAUUGUUGAAAACAAAUAUUAUGAAGUUGAUUUAGAUCCCUUUUUCAUUAAAGUGCCAUUUUGUCAUUUAUUAAGAGCUUCAAUUAAAUUUAUCAUAACUGAGUCAUAUGAUGCGGAUAACCAUCUUGAAAUCAAGCUGAAUAUGACGGCUAGCAGUUCAUCGCUUCACGUUUUGUACAAACUAGAGUAUAUUGAUAGUAAAACUGGUAAAACAAUAAAAAAUCUAUCUUUGGCUGAAAUAAUAUGCCAAACGUGGGCCUUAAAAUUUGCUCAUAGUGAAUUCCUACUGAUAAGAAAGGUGUUACGCUACUACUUGGAAAAGAUUGGCAAACACGGAAAAGUUAUCAAAGCCAUCAAACUAUGCGGUAUCUUAGGUGCUCUCAGUAACAAAACUGAAGAGCCGGCUGCUGAGAAAAGUGAUAAAUCUAAGGGGAGUGAAGGUUUGCAGUAUGAUAUCAGGUAUUCUUGUACUAUCCUUUUUUUGGUGUUCAUUAAACUAAUGGUUUACAGAGUAACAAAUUUGACGUUUGUAUUCUUCAGAAUACUUAUCGGUAUUUUGUUAUUAUGUGCUGAAAAGUUCUCGCGAAUUAAUCGAACUAUGGUAGUCGGAUUAUUGGCAUCUAUUAUGAUAAACAUGCUUUUGUCAGGAAAAUCAUCAGUGCCCUACUGGUCUAUAAAGAGAGCUGAAAAAUUAUUUCACGAUCGCCUUGGGUCAGAUAAGUUCACAAUGCAAAGAGCCAUUUACAUAAGUGAUUCAGACUUACUGAGUAGUCAACUGUCUGUGGCAUCAAAUAAUCCCAUUUUUGAAAAGUUCAGUGAGAACAAUUUUAAUGAAGACUAUCAAUAUAGUGAAACGCGAAAGCAGUUGGCUAUGAGGAGAAACGAAUUAUUAAUCGAACUUAGAAUACUCCAAGACAUGGAGAAGCAACUAGUGCAUGACGACUACGAAAAAUUCUUGCUGGAAGAAGUAAAUAAGUGUUCGAUGGUGUCUAUAGAAAUGGCUGAUCUUUGGUUUAAUGACACCCAAUUGCAGAAUUACUGUUCUGUUUGUAACGAAGAGCUCGAAAAGUUGGGAUCAUUAAUAACCUGA
Messenger RNA from Saccharomyces paradoxus, 3693 nucleotides. It is a transcript of the gene SIP3, whose product is annotated as Sip3p. Gene Ontology annotation, cellular component: cytoplasm; endoplasmic reticulum; plasma membrane. The coding region runs from base 1 to 3693 and encodes 1230 amino acids. The transcript has a single exon. Lineage: Eukaryota; Fungi; Ascomycota; Saccharomycetes; Saccharomycetales; Saccharomycetaceae. The record is from RefSeq and is a predicted model, not a curated record. Gene Ontology annotation, molecular function: protein binding.